AUGUCACAGAAGAGGACGCCCGCGAGCAGCCGGUGGCGAUCGACUAGGAAUAAUUGUGUUGUUGUUGGAUCGGUGAAGCAAGCGAAUCGGUACGAUGACAAGGUGACUGAUGAAGAUCGACGUGACAUAUGGGAACGCUACGAGAAACUGCAACCAGCAAUGAAAUUAGUUCAUCAUUAUGGACAUGGUGGUCAUGGUUUUACCGUCGGUUGGGGGACUGCUAUUCGAGCUGCUGCUCUCGUCGAACGAGCAAUCAAGGAUAAAGCCUAA
Cooperia oncophora is the source of this 270-nucleotide messenger RNA. The record is from the annotation of a GenBank genome assembly. Lineage: Eukaryota; Metazoa; Nematoda; Chromadorea; Rhabditida; Trichostrongylidae.